AUGGAUCCGUUCGAGUACAACGCCAACCCAGGCCGAGUGGUCUUCGGACCCGGCAGCAUCAACAAACUCCCGGACGAAGUCAAGCGACUGGGCCUCAAGUCACCUCUUCUCCUCUCCACACCCCAACAAGUCAGCCAAGCAGACGACCUCGCAAAGAUCCUCAAGUCCGGUUCCAUCGAGCCAGCAGGCACCUACACCAAUGCCACCAUGCACACACCCUCCCACAUCACCGAAGAAGCCAUGUCCUUCCUCAAGUCCAAGUCUGCAGACUGCGUCGUGUCGAUAGGAGGGGGAUCUACAAUUGGCCUGGGCAAGGCAAUCUCAAUCAGGACCGGCCUGCCUCAUAUUUGCAUUCCCACAACCUACGCCGGCAGCGAGAUGACCCCGAUCCUGGGCGAGACUCAAGACGGUCGCAAAACCACACGGACAGACCCCAAGAUCCUGCCUGGAACGGUUAUCUACGACGUCAACCUGACGAUGACUCUGCCAGUUGCUCUCAGCGCCACCUCGGGCGUCAACGCCAUUGCCCAUGCCGUGGAAGCAUUGUACGCGAAGAACAAGAACCCCAUCAUUUCGUUGUUGGCGCUCGAAGGCACAAAGGCCCUCGCAGAGUCUCUCCCCGAAAUCAUCCAGAACCCCCAAUCACAGCCGGCGCGUGAGAAGGCACAGUACGGGGCCUGGCUCUGCGGUGUCUGUCUCGGGUCUUCGUCGAUGGCUCUGCACCAUAAACUCUGCCACACCCUCGGCGGUUCAUUCAACCUCCCACACGCAGAGACUCACACGAUCGUUCUGCCGCAUGCACUGUCGUACAAUGCGCCCGCCAUCCCGGACGCAAUGGAGAGAUUAGCUUCUGUCCUACCCGGCAGCGAGGGCGACGCUAUCAAGGGCCUCAACAUUCUCCUCGAGAAACUUCAAGUCAAGCGCGCCCUGAAGGAUUUUGGUAUGAAGGAGGAUGGUAUUGACAAGGCGGCCGAGAUUGCCGUCAGCAACCAAUAUCCCAACCCGAGAAGCAUUGAGAAGGGACCGAUUCGCGAACUCAUCAGGAGAGCGUGGGCCGGGGAACCAGCACGUGCGAAUUUAUAA
Exophiala spinifera is the source of this 1083-nucleotide messenger RNA. RefSeq lists its product as uncharacterized. The record is from RefSeq and is a predicted model, not a curated record. Gene Ontology annotation, molecular function: maleylacetate reductase activity; alcohol dehydrogenase (NAD+) activity; metal ion binding. Lineage: Eukaryota; Fungi; Ascomycota; Eurotiomycetes; Chaetothyriales; Herpotrichiellaceae. Gene Ontology annotation, biological process: protein histidyl modification to diphthamide. Gene Ontology annotation, cellular component: mitochondrion. Bases 1 to 1083 code for a protein of 360 amino acids. The transcript has a single exon.